GGGCUUUUGUCUUUUUUUGCUUGCCUUUUGCUUGGAGGAAGGCUGCUGGAUAUUUCUUGUUUUGAACCCUCAACUCUUUGCAAGCAACAAUUCAGCCUUCCUUUUCUAAUUUUUGUUUUUUUGCUCGCUCCGCCUUUCUCGUUUGAGGGUUAGAGAAACGUGAAACGAGCAAAUAACGAACGUUGUACGGAAAGCGGAAGCAUAUCUUUUCACUCUACACACUGAAUUGCCAAAAAGCGAUAUGGCCAACACCCUUCAGGAGCCGGCGGACGCACAAACCACUGCAAACCAGCAACAGGCAGAUGGCAUUGUAGCUGCACGGCCUUCGCCACCCAUCACAUCGCCUCCUAUUGGUGUCAACGCUGGUACGAUUGCGACGCUGCUUUUGAACGAUGGGACAGCCUAUGAGGGCUACUCGUUCGGGUCUGAGAAACAGUCGAUCGCUGGAGAAUGCGUUUUUCAAACUGGAAUGGUCGGUUAUCCGGAAUCCCUCACGGAUCCAUCGUACCGAGGACAGAUCCUGGUCUUGACAUUCCCACUUGUGGGAAACUACGGUGUCCCAUCUCGCAAGGAUGUAGAUACGCAUCUCAACAACUUGCAAAACUACUUUGAAUCCGUCGAGAUUCAUAUUGCGGCUCUUGUUGUAGGUCACUACUCCCAUGACUUUUCACAUUACCUGGCCGACUCUUCCCUUUCGACCUGGUUGAAAGAAAACAACAUCCCGGCCUUGUAUGGUGUAGAUACGCGUGCCCUUACCAAAAAAAUUCGGACAAAAGGUGUUCUUUUGGGCAAAGUUUUGUUUCCAAAGGCCUUGGUGGGUCCCGGAAUCACUGGACAAGAGGACUCGGCAGCAUUGCCAUGGAUGUCUGAAUACUCGGACGUUGCCUGGCACGACCCCAACUCACGAAACCUCGUUGCGGAAGUUUCAGUGAAGAAGCCCAUCGUAUAUACUCCUCAAGAUGAGAGCAAAUGGGUUCGCGGAACAAACGGAAAGGUUUUGCGAGUUUUGGCGAUUGAUGUGGGCUUGAAGAAUAAUCAGAUUCGGUGCUUCCUGAAACGGGGAGUUGAAGUUAAAGUUGUCCCAUGGAACUACGACUUUAUUGCGGACCGCGACUAUGACGGUCUUUUCAUCAGCAAUGGGCCCGGUGACCCGACAACGCUUAAAGAAACGAUUGAGCGCCUUGCAAAGCAAAUGAAAGCCGCUGAUAAACCCAUAUUUGGUAUUUGUCUCGGUCACCAGCUUAUUGCCCUUGCUUCUGGUGCUCAGACGAAAAAGAUGAAGUACGGUAACCGUGGGCACAAUAUCCCCUGUACCAAUCUGCAAACCGGUCGAUGCUACAUUACUUCGCAAAAUCACGGGUACUGUGUGGAUGUUGAGACAUUGACCCCCGGCUGGAGAGAGUACUUUGUAAACGCAAAUGAUGGAUCAAACGAGGGUAUUAUUCACGACACACUACCUUACUUCAGUGUCCAAUUCCACCCGGAGUCUACCCCGGGUCCUUGGGACACAGAGUACCUCUUUGACCGAUUCAUUGCAUGUGUUGCUGCCUGCAAUCAAGCUGGCAAGCUGGUUCCUCUUUCUAGUGAAGACAAACGGCCGGCUGCCGUGCGACACCACCCACGUAAAGUGUUGAUCUUGGGAUCCGGUGGUUUGUCUAUUGGUCAAGCUGGUGAAUUCGACUACUCCGGAUCUCAGGCGAUCAAGGCGCUUAAAGAGGAAGGCAUUUAUACUAUUCUCAUCAAUCCCAACAUUGCUACCAUUCAGACAUCUCAAGGGCUGGCCGACAAAGUCUACUUCCUCCCAGUCACCCCCGACUUUGUGCGCAAAGUAAUCAAACACGAAAAGCCCGACGGUAUAUACUGUACAUUUGGAGGACAGACUGCUCUUAAUGUCGGUGUGAAAUUGAAGGACGAAUUUGAAGGACUGGGCGUCCAGGUGUUGGGUACUCCUAUCAAAACUAUUGAACUCACAGAGGAUCGUGAUCUGUUCGCCCAAACGAUGGCGGAGAUUGGAGAAAAGUGCGCCAAGAGCGAGUCUGCAAAUAACGUCGACGAGGCUGUUGCUGCCGGUCGCAGAAUUGGAUAUCCUCUUAUCGUUCGUGCUGCUUACGCGCUGGGUGGGCUUGGGUCUGGCUUCGCUGAUGACGAGGCACAAUUGGUCGCACUUUGCCAGAAGGCCUUUGCGACGUCCCCGCAGGUGCUUGUGGAAAGGAGUAUGAAGGGAUGGAAGGAAAUUGAGUAUGAAGUUGUUCGCGACGCCAACGACAACUGUAUCACGGUCUGUAACAUGGAGAACUUUGACCCUCUCGGUAUCCACACUGGAGACAGUAUCGUUGUAGCCCCAUCGCAGACGCUAUCCGAUGAGGACUAUAUGAUGCUUCGUCGUACGGCUGUGAAUGUGAUUCGCCACCUGGGAGUUAUCGGCGAAUGUAACAUUCAGUAUGCCUUGAACCCCAAGUCAAAGGAGUAUUGCAUUAUAGAGGUGAAUGCCCGUUUAUCACGUAGUUCGGCCCUUGCCUCAAAAGCCACCGGAUACCCUUUGGCCUUCGUUGCUGCCAAGCUCGGUCUUGGAAUUCCGUUGACCGAGGUGAAAAACAGUGUCACCAAAAAGACGAUUGCCUGCUUCGAGCCCAGUUUAGAUUACUGUGUUGUCAAGAUUCCUAGGUGGGAUUUGAAAAAGUUCAACCGUGUCAGCACGAAGGUCGGGUCUGCCAUGAAGAGUGUAGGAGAAGUCAUGGCAAUUGGACGCAACUUUGAAGAGACCAUUCAGAAAGCUAUUCGGGCAGUCGAAUAUAACUUCAUUGGCUUUUCCGAGAACGACAUCAUUGACCAAGACAAAAUUGACGAGGAGCUGAAAAACCCAUCUGAUCAGCGUCUCUUUGCCAUUGCAAAUGCUCUUCACAAGGGCUACUCGGUUGACCGCGUGUGGGAACUUACCAACAUUGACAAAUGGUUCUUGAACAAGCUCAAGAACAUUGUGGACUUGGACAAGCAGCUUGGAACAUUCACCCCACAAACCGUUCCUGCGACUCUGAUCCGCUGCGCCAAGCAAAUUGGUUUCUCUGAUCGACAGGUUGCGAAAGCCAUUGGCACGACCGAGUUAGGAGCACGUAAACUUCGGACGGAUCAUGGAAUCCGACCUUUUGUCAAGCAAAUCGAUACAGUUGCUGCCGAGUUCCCUGCUUACACCAACUAUCUGUAUAUGACGUACAACGCCGCCGAGCACGAUGUGACGUUUGAAGACAAAGGUGUCAUGGUUCUUGGAAGCGGUGUUUACCGUAUCGGUAGCAGUGUGGAAUUCGACUGGUGCGCAGUGCGCUGUAUCCGCACAUUGCGUGAAACCGGUGUGAAAACGAUCAUGGUCAACUACAAUCCUGAAACCGUUUCCACCGACUAUGAUGAAGCCGAUCGAUUGUAUUUUGAGACGCUGACUCUUGAGCGCGUGCUUGACAUUUACGAGAUGGAGAACGCGAAUGGUGUUAUCGUCUCCAUGGGUGGUCAGACACCAAACAACAUUGCCUUGCCUUUGCAUCGUCAGAAUGUGAAAAUCUUGGGCACUUCACCCGAAAUGAUUGACAAUGCAGAGAAUCGUUACAAAUUCUCUCGAAUGUUGGAUAAAAUCGGCGUGGAUCAACCUCAGUGGAAAGAGCUGACCUCCAUCCAGGAGGCCACGUCCUUCUGUGACAAGGUCGGAUACCCCGUUUUGGUACGUCCUUCCUACGUCCUUUCUGGAGCCGCGAUGAACGUGGUGUACUCGCAAAAUGACCUGCGAAGCUACCUGGAUCUCGCUGUACAAGUGUCACGCGAUUACCCUGUGGUUAUUUCAAAGUUCAUUGAAGAAGCCAAGGAGAUUGAGAUGGAUGCUGUCGCGGACAAUGGAAACUUGGUCAUGCAUGUUAUUUCGGAGCAUGUAGAGAAUGCCGGAGUUCACUCAGGUGACGCAACAUUGGUUUUGCCACCUCAAGAUUUGGAUCCUGAGACUGUUAGAAAGAUUGUGGAUGCUACCCGCAAGAUUGGUAAUGCACUGAACGUGACGGGUCCGUACAACAUUCAGUUUAUCGCCAAGAACAACGAAAUCAAGGUGAUUGAGUGCAAUGUGCGCGCAUCACGGUCGUUCCCUUUCUGUUCCAAAGUCCUUGGAGUUGAUUUGAUUGAGAUGGCAACCAAGGCCAUGACGAAUCAGCCGUACGAGGCCUACCCACCAGUGGAGACAAAGAAGGACUACGUUGCUGUGAAAGUCCCGCAGUUCAGUUUCAGUCGUUUGGCUGGUGCUGACCCUAUCUUGGGUGUGGAAAUGGCCUCCACGGGUGAGGUGGCUUGUUUUGGUCGGGAUAAGUACGAGGCGUACAUCAAGGCGCUACUGGCUACGGGAUUCACCAUGCCAAAGAAGAACAUUCUGUUAUCGAUUGGAUCGUUCAAGGAGAAACUCGAAUUCUUACCUUCUGUUCAGAAAUUGCAUGAAAUGGGCUACAGCUUGUUUGCUACCACUGGAACGGCGGAUUUCAUCCAAGAACACGGUAUUCCCGUCAAGUACUUGGAAGCGCUCGAUGACUCUGGCAAACUUCCUCAACAAAAGUUGGAGUACAGUUUGACCCAGCAUUUGGCGAAUAAUUUGAUUGAUUUGUACAUCAAUUUGCCUUCGAAGAACCGUUUCCGUCGCCCUGCCAGCUACAUGAGUAGAGGAUAUCGCUCACGUCGUAUGGCUGUAGACUUUGCGGUGCCGCUCAUCACCAACGUCAAGUGCGCUAAGCUGUUUGUUGAAGCCCUGAGCCGAUGGAAAGAAUUUGAGAUUACUUCGAACGACUAUCAAACCUCCCACAAGACUGUCACUUUACCUGGACUGGUCAAUGUGCGUUCGUAUUUGCCCGGAGCCAUCCCUCAGGCAGAGGAAUGGGAGAGUUUGACCAAGGCUGCGGUUGCGGGUGGAUUCACUCUUAUGUGCAACAUGCCUUCGCCGAGCAAGGGGAUGAAACCUACCGUCUUUUGCGAUUAUGCUGUGUCAACUGUGGCAACCCAAGAAAACGCCAAUUCUAUUAGCGUUGGAACAGGCAAUGCCUUGAGUCUGUAUAUCGGCUUUGGGGCUGGCCAAUUAAAGACUCUAACAGACUUGGCUGGUCACAUGCGUAAUUGGCCCAGAGACAGUCCAAUGAUUGCUUGUGCUAAGGAAACUGAUCUCGCAUCUGUCUUGUAUUUGGCCAACCUCCACAAUCGGUCGAUUCACGUCACAAACAUUCGCACGUCCGCUGAUGUGGAAUUGAUUGCGAUGAGUAAAGAAAAGGGCGUGGAUGUUACUUGCGAUGUGUGCGUCGAUAGUCUCUUUUUGACGAAAACGAACGCUGCUGGUGAUAGCGAUGUGCAAGUCACGCAGGGUGACAUUGACGCCUUGUGGCAGAAUCUGGCUGUGAUUGAUUGCUUCUCUGUCACUGGACGGGUUGGACAGGGCCAAACCGGGCUACGCAUGGAGGACGCUUUGCCCCUUUUGUUGGGUGCGGUUUCAGAGGGCAAAUUGACUAUGGAUGAUGUCCGGGCAAGGUUGUAUGACAACCCCAAGAGAAUCUUUGGUCUGCCUGAGCAGGUCGAUACAUAUGUUGAGGUGGAGAUUGACCGUAGAUCUGGUGCUGGUCGUGCGGGUGGUCCUUCCCCGAGCGGAUUCAUUCAUCGCGUGGUAAUCCGUGGUGAGACAGUUUACCUUGACGGCAGUUUCUUUGACGGACCUACUGGGCGAGAUGUUACCGGAUCAGUCAGAAUCAGCUCCCAAAGCGUUCUUCCUGUUACUGCUCGGCGAACCUCGAUUCUUCCGGUGGACCAGAAGGAAGCGACCGCGAGUGUUGUUCCCAAGAGUCCACGCCCGAGGGUGUCCGUGGACGGUCCUUUGGUGACCGGUCCCAUGAGUCCUGAUGUGCACACCAAAGACAGCGGGCUCUCAACGUUAAUGAAGGGAUCAUCCAUUGGAAGUACCAAGGAGUUAACCGUGCCACUUACGGAGACUGUCCAGCGUGCCGUACAACAGACCAUCAACAUCUCGAACAGCCCCUACAUUUCGGACUAUCUGUCUAGCUCUGCAUCGGCAGCCGUUGCAAAGUCGCCCUUCUUCCGCAAGCACAUUCUUUCCGUAAAGCAAUUUACCCGCAACGAUCUCCACAUGCUCUUUGGUGUCGCGCAAGAGAUGCGGACAUUGGUGGAGCGAUUUGGCAGUGUCAAUCUGCUCGCAGGUAAAGUGAUGUGUUCCGCGUUCUGGGAGCCUAGCACCCGGACGAGCUGCUCCUUUGAAGCUGCCAUGAGGCGAUUGGGAGGUGGGGUUGUGAGCAUUGAUGGCGAGACCAGUUCCGUCAAGAAGGGCGAGAGUUUGGGUGACACAGUUCGGACGCUGAGUUGUUACGGCGACGUGAUCGUGAUGAGACAUCCUGCUCCUGGUAGUGCGGUACAAGCGUCCACCUACUCUACCGUUCCAGUUAUCAAUGCUGGAGAUGGAAUUGGCGAGCAUCCCACGCAAGCGUUCCUGGACGCUUUCACCAUCCGUGAAGAAUUGGGCACUGUGAAUGGAUUGACCAUUACCAUGGUCGGCGACCUCAAGAAUGGCCGAACAGUGCACUCUCUCGUACGCCUCCUCUCCCAAUACGACGUUAAACUCAACUUUGUCUCCCCACCCACUCUCCGCAUGCCCGAUGAAGUUAAGGCAGAAGCCACCAAGGCUAACAUCCCGCAAAACGAAACCACAUCGCUGGAGAGCGUGAUUGGCACUACGGACGUGCUGUAUGUCACUCGUAUCCAGAAGGAGCGGUUUACAAACCCUGCCGAAUAUGAGUCCGUUUUGGGGGCCUAUGUGGUUACCAAUAAGCUCCUCCAAAAAGCCAAGCGUAACAUGAUUGUCAUGCACCCGCUUCCUCGCGUCAAUGAAAUUGAUGAAGAAGUGGAUUUCGAUCAACGUGCGGCGUACUUUAGGCAGAUGCGUUAUGGGCUUUAUGUCAGGAUGGCGCUAUUGGCUUUGGUGUGUGGCAAGAGCUCGACUGCUUAGAAGAAACUUUCAUAGAAAUAUUGGGGGUUCUGAUAGUUUUCGAUUUUCUUAGAAUUGUUCAAGUUUGGGUUGUUUUUAGUUUUUCUUUUUAAACUUUUUUUCACACACACAUAAAAUCUUGGAGGAAGGAGGAGGAGGAGGAAGAGGCGAGGGCGUUGGGACAUUUUCAGCAUUUUUCUUUACACAUUCUUAUUAUGGUUCUUUGAUGAAAACCGUAUACUUGCUUUGUAUUUUCUUUUUUGUGUUUAUUUCCAGACAUUUAAUACUACAUGUCUGUAAUUUAUUUCUUUGUUCUUGU
Spizellomyces punctatus DAOM BR117 is the source of this 7313-nucleotide messenger RNA. Its product is annotated as carbamoyl-phosphate synthase, large subunit. Lineage: Eukaryota; Fungi; Chytridiomycota; Chytridiomycetes; Spizellomycetales; Spizellomycetaceae. Gene Ontology annotation, cellular component: cytosol; cytoplasm. Gene Ontology annotation, biological process: L-glutamine metabolic process; 'de novo' pyrimidine nucleobase biosynthetic process; UTP biosynthetic process. The record is from RefSeq and is a predicted model, not a curated record. Gene Ontology annotation, molecular function: dihydroorotase activity; carbamoyl-phosphate synthase (glutamine-hydrolyzing) activity; metal ion binding. The coding region runs from base 242 to 7015 and encodes 2257 amino acids. The transcript is spliced from 4 exons.